ACCAUUAACCGUUCUUGAUAUUAAUCAGUAAAUUUGGAAUUUUAUAUCCGUUCAUCUAACCUGCACACAUUUUAAUUAAUCUCAGAAAUUAGAAACCUUUAAUUUUAAAAAUUGAUGACUAAUGUGACCGAUUGAUUAAACUACAAAUUAUAAUAAUAGUUAAGGAUGCCCAAAGUUGAUUCAUUUCGAGAAGGUAUGUCAGGAGAUUCUGAAAGACACAAACAACAACAGCAUCUUUCUUUACUGAAAGAAGAAUAUGUUAAAUUGCAAGCAUAUUGCAAUGAUCUUGAAAAAAAAUAUGCAACUUUGGCAGCAACUUAUGGCGAUUGUAAUGAUAAAAGUUUUGUUUCUAGAUUAUUAAAAACAGUAACUACAUUAUACAACAAUACCCUUUACAGUGAUUUAAAUAUUGCUCUUUCAAAUGGUGAUGUUCCUGCUCAUAAAUUUGUAUUAUCAUCACGUAGUGAUAAUUGGGGAGUUCCAGAUCUAACUGAAAUUAGUGAGUUAGACUGGACAUCAUUUCCUUUGGAUGUAGGAAAAGCAUUAAUAAAGUGGAUAUACACUGAUCAAGUUGAUUUUUGCAAAGGCGAUAGUUUUACUUUAAGUCUAAUGAAAACAGCAGACACAUUUCUCUUAGAUGAUCUUGUUAAUAAGUGUGAAAAAGCUCUUAUGGCUUCUGUUAAUGUUAAAAAUUGUGUAAAAUUCUAUACAACUGCCGAUGAAAUAGGGGCUCAUACAUUAAAGGAGCAUUGCUCAAGUUUAAUUUCAGCACAUUGGGAUGAUUUUACUAGUGAUGAUUUUGCACAUAUGUCUGCUCAAUUUCUUUAUCAUAUGUUUAAAAGUAAAACUAAGUAUCCACUACAUUCUGCUGUUCGACUAAGAAGAGAAGAUGUAGUUUUUUUGUACAUAGUUGAACACAGCUCUCAGUUGACAAUAAAAAUCAAUGAGCUUGAUUACAAAGGUGAUUCGGCAUUAGAUCUAGCUUUACGUGAUCAUCAAACAAGUAUUGGAGAAAUGUUAUGUGAAAAUCAAGCAGAUUUAGAUCUACGUGACCGUAAUGGUUAUACAUUAUUACAUUUAGCUGUUCAAAGAGGUGAUUCGUACGCUGCUAACUUUUUAUUGUCCCAUGGUGCUUCAGUUAGUACAGUUACUCCGGAUCAAGGAAAUUCAGCUUUACACCUUAUUGCAAGUUCUUCUCCUCAUUCAGAAAGUAGUGAAACUGCUGCUGCCAUGACUGCUGUAGCAAGAUCUCUUCUUCAUUCUGGACUUGAUCCAAAUUUACCAAAUAGCAAAGGAUUUACACCUCUUCAUUUAGCUGUACUUGUUCAAAAUGAUGAUAUACUAACACUAUUAUUGGAGCAAACUCAAUCAGGAAAAAUUAAUUUAAAUUCUCAAACAAUAGAUGAUCAUACUCCUUUAUAUUAUGCGUUGAUUAAUACAUUGAAGCUAACAAAUGAAGAUAGUUUUGCUUCACGAUUGGUUAAAGCGGGUGCCAAUCCUAAUCCAAUAUAUAGAAGAACAUCUGACUCUAUGCUUCAUAUAGUAGCUGAAGAAGGUCUUGAAGAAGCAGCUCUUUUUAUAACAUCCCAUUGCAAUAAUAUAAACUAUACUAACAGAAAAGGAGAAAGUGCUUUACAUAUUGCAUGUAAAAAAGGAUUAUCUCGAUUAGUUCGCCGAUUACUUGAAUUUCAAGCAAAUCCUAAUUUACAGACAUUACCCCCUGAUAGCAUCAUAUUAAGUGCUGAUGAUGGCUUACAAACUUCAUAUAGACUUUCACCUUUGCAUACAGCUAUUAUUCAUAAGCAAGAAGGCGCUGUAAAUGCUAUUUUACAUCAUCACAAUACAAUUUUGGCUGAACCCAAACCAGAUUUUUCUCCUGUUAAUUUAAACUUAAGAGAUUCUUUAGGAGAUACACCUUUAUCCUUAGCUUUAAAAUCUGAUAUGCAACAUAUAGUUCCCGAUCUUAUUGCAGGUGGAGCUGAUAUAGAUAUGAGAAAUGGUGAAGGCAUGACCCUUCUUCAUCAAGCAAUUUUAAAAGGAGAUGAUAAAACUGCAUUGUAUUUAGUAAAACAAGGGUCUAAUUUUGAUACAAAAACUCAAGAUGAUCAAACACCAUUGGAAUUAGCUACAGUUGGUGGUCAAAACAUUGUUAUUGAAGAGCUAUGCAAACGGGGAGUUGAUAUGACUAUACCAGCUUCAAAUGGUGAUCCAAUUCUUUGGCUAGCUUUGACUGCUGAACAAGAAGAUAUUGCAUCUACUCUUGUGAAGUAUGGCAUUGAUACAGAUUCCUGGAGUGAAGGUCCAGAAAGCUGUUUACAAACACUCUUACAUCGAGCAAUUGAUGAAAAUUCUGAAAAUGCUGCUCGUUUUUUAAUACGCAGUGGCUGUGACAUAAAUAGUCCACGAAAACCUGGACCAGGUGGCCGAGGUGGUGAAGAAUCAAAAGAUCUAUCCUCUCCACUUCACUUAUGUUGUCACUGGGGUUUACAAAAUGUUGUUCAAACAUUAUUAGAACAUGGUGCUAAUGUUAAUGCAUGGGAUGCAGAGCAUAAGACGCCAUUACAUGUUGCUAUUAAAAACCAACAUAGCGGCAUAAUAACAUUGUUAUUAUGUCAUCCAUCAAUUGAUUUAACCAAGAGAGAUCGUACUGGACUUACUCCAUUUGCUGCUGCUUUAACAUGUCGAAAUGACAAAGCUGCUCGUUCAAUACUAGAUAAAUUACCAGCAGCUGCUGAACAAUUUGACAACAAAGGAUGCAAUUUUUUACACAUGGCAAUUCAAAAUGGAGACAUUGAAAGUGUUUUAUUUCUGCUGUCUGUUAAUGUUGACGUUAAUUCUCGAGUUCAAAAUGAAUUACAAACAACACCUUUACAUUUAGCAGCUGCAUCUGGUAAUGAAAUGUUGGUUCGCAGUAUUAUUUUGGCUGGUGCUAGGGUUAAUGAUCAAGACACUAUGAAGAGAACAGCAUUACAUAUAGCUAGCGAGACUGGCCAUGCCCCUAUAAUAUCUGCUUUAUUAACAAACAAUGCUAAUUUUGAUGCAGUUGACUGUGAAGGUCAAAAUGCUUUACACAUUGCUUGCCGUGAGGGACAUUUAAGUGUAGUACAAACAUUGUUAGGAGAAUCACAAAUAAAUGCUGAAGCUUUAACUUUAAAAGGCCGUAAUCCUUUACAUGAACUAGCUAAAUAUAGUAAGGAAAGUGCUGCAGCAAUUUGUGAAGUAUUUUUAGAAUACAUGCCCAAGUAUCCACUAGAAGUACAAGACGGGGAAGGAAACACUGCUCUUUUAUUGGCCUACGUUAAAGGAAAUGGGAAUUUGUGUAGAACACUAGUAAAAGCAGGUGCUUGUAUUGGAGCAAUGAACAAUGAAGGAAUCACUAUAUUUAAUUGUCAAAUGGCAACUACUCAAUUACUGUCUAGAUUACUUGAUAGUUUAACCAAAGAACCACCUUGGGUGGAAGGAUGUGAAGUUUGUCAGGAGUGUGGAUUAAAAUUUGGGUUUACAAUGAGGAAACAUCAUUGAGUUAAAAAAAAUACUUUUAUUUUAUAGUCGGCAUUGUGGUAGAAUGUUGUGUAGCAAGUGUUCUGGCCAAGAAGUUCCUAUUAUUAAAUAUGGACUAGUUAAACCAGUGAGAGUUUGUGUAUCUUGUUUUCAAGUUUUACAAGGAGCAUAAUUUUAAAGAAAAUUAUAAUUGUAUAUUCUUAAGCUUAAUAAAAUAAUAUUUCAUUAAAUAAAAAAGUUUUAUGAAUUAAAAUGAA
This is a messenger RNA of Daktulosphaira vitifoliae (grape phylloxera), 3758 nucleotides long. Its product is annotated as rabankyrin-5. Gene Ontology annotation, cellular component: cytoplasm. Bases 166 to 3522 code for a protein of 1118 amino acids. Gene Ontology annotation, molecular function: protein binding; metal ion binding. The record is from RefSeq and is a predicted model, not a curated record. Lineage: Eukaryota; Metazoa; Arthropoda; Insecta; Hemiptera; Phylloxeridae. The transcript has 22 exons.